Messenger RNA from Calliphora vicina (urban bluebottle blowfly), 4865 nucleotides. It is a transcript of the gene retn, whose product is annotated as retained. The record is from RefSeq and is a predicted model, not a curated record. Gene Ontology annotation, cellular component: nucleus. Bases 756 to 3548 code for a protein of 930 amino acids. NCBI's taxonomy places the organism in Eukaryota, Metazoa, Arthropoda, Insecta, Diptera, Calliphoridae. Gene Ontology annotation, molecular function: DNA binding. Gene Ontology annotation, biological process: regulation of transcription by RNA polymerase II. The transcript is spliced from 11 exons.
AACGACGUCGUUUUGUGCGGAAUCAAUGAUAAAAAGUGUUUAUUAAUAUCAAAUAAAUUAUAACUACCUAAAUAAAAUAAUGCUAUAAAUUUAAUUGAAAACCGAUAAAUAAUUAAUUAAAAAUUAUGAAAAAGUGUAAAAAUACCACAUACCAGUGAAAGUGCAAAAUAUUCAUACAUACCUACAUAACUAACAAUUAAACAAAUAUUUACAUAUGUUCACAUAUUUAUAAACAAAUUCAGUGUAAUCAAGUACGAGUAUUAUAAACAACAACAAAAUCGUAUUUAUUUAAAUUAAGCACAAAAUAUUAUUGUCUAUUUUCUGAAUAAUAAUUUAUCUAAAUAAUACAUUAUUCCGACGGUAUUUAAAAAAAAUAUACGAAAAGAGAAACCAAUAAAAGAACCAGAAAAAUAAACAAACAAAAAACAAUUUGGAUCUUAUUUAAUUUGUUUUUAACGUGUCAUUCUUUAAAAAAAACAAAUAUUAUUAAAAUGUGUAACGGUUUAUUCUACUUGCUGUUCAUAUAAAGUGGCUGCUGAUCCAACACAACUGACCUCUCGCUCUCUCCCCCUUUCCAGUACCACUGACUGCUGCUUUACAUUUACGAUAUUAGUUACGGUCAAUCCAAAUUGUAUUGAUUCUGUGGUUGUUGACAGUGUAAAAAUUAGGCGGAAUCAGUGCUUUAAUAAGUUAUUUAACGAGUUUGUUUAUUUUUACAAAAGUUUUAAAAUAAAUCUAGCAAAAUUUUGCACCUAAUGCAACUAAAUACCAUGGACUGCACCGGGCGUUCAAAUAUAAAUGAACGUGAUUCGGAGCUAGGGGAUGAUAUGUCACAUGAUGACCAUUCCGAUGAUGAAAUGCGUGACUGUGAUUCAGUAGAAGGGGAUCACAUCUCUAGAGUAGGAUCGCGCUUAAACACAUCCAUGACAAGUAACGGAGCGGGAACUGUCGGUGAUAUGAGUGGUCCUGAUCAUCCCAAUGAUAUGGCCAUGAGUCAUCAUCAUCAAUUUCCUUCAAACCACCCACUGAAUGCCUUGGGUAGUUUCAUGGGAAUCGGUAGUUUGCACGGUAUUCCAAAUUUACAGCACAAUGAUGUGUUGGAGAAACUUAAAAUGCAAGUACGUGAUAUGAAAGUGGGCCUAAUGGAUCAAGAAUAUGCUGCGGCGCAUGCAGCUGCUUUUGGAUCAAAUGUGUUGCCAACACCAAUAAAUACAGCAUUCACAAUACCACCCACAACAAUGGCAUCAUUCACACAUGCCGCACAGACUCUGGCUGCUCAAGCCGGUAACAAUAUAAAUUCACAUUUGAAUGUAAAUUCUUCGUCUUCAGUGGGAGGACCAUCGGUACCCAAUGGCAGUCAUAAUAGCUUUUCAUUUACUUCCCCAACGGCACCCAGUUCAAAAGAUGUAAAUCCUGCCUCGAAUUCAUCAACAUCAAGCGAAACAUCAAAUUCUUCACAACAGAACAAUGGCUGGAGCUUUGAAGAGCAAUAUAAACAAGUUCGACAGUUGUACGAGAUCAAUGAUGAUCCGAAGCGUAAAGAGUUCCUUGAUGAUCUGUUUUCAUUUAUGCAAAAAAGAGGCACACCCAUCAAUCGUUUACCAAUAAUGGCAAAAUCAGUGUUGGAUCUUUAUGAACUGUAUAAUUUAGUGAUUGCUCGAGGAGGUCUCGUCGAUGUUAUUAACAAAAAGCUGUGGCAGGAAAUCAUAAAGGGACUUCAUCUGCCAUCGAGUAUAACAAGUGCAGCGUUCACACUACGUACACAAUAUAUGAAAUAUUUGUAUCCAUAUGAAUGCGAGAAGAAGAAUCUAAGUACGCCAGCAGAAUUACAGGCUGCAAUUGAUGGCAACCGUCGGGAAGGACGUCGUUCCAGUUAUGGUCAAUAUGAGGCAAUGCACAAUCAAAUGCAAAUGCCUCAAAUGGCUCGCCAAUCUUUGCCAGGCGGCAUGCAACAGAUGUCUCCGUUAGCUUUGGUAACACAUGCGGCUAACAACCAACAAGCACAGGCAGCAGUAGCUGCUGCAGCUGCACACCACAGACUGAUGGCUCCCUCGUUUGGUCAAGUUCCGAAUUUGGUAACACAGGAAAUUGAGCAGCGUAUGAUCGAGUAUUUGAAGCUAAUUCAAGUUAAGAAGGAACAAAAUGCUAUGAGCAAUGGUGCGGGACCUAUGGGUCUUUCGCCGCACCACCAGCAUCAUCAGCAGCAACAACAACAGCAACAGCAGCAACAACAACACCAACAGCAGCAGCGUCAGAGAUCUCAAAGUCCCGAGAUAAAUACAAGAGAAGCCUUGAAUGCGUUGGAAAUGUCACGUGUGGCAUUGUGGCAAAUGUACCAUAACAACACCAGCCCACCAGCUUCUGUCAACACUUCACCACAAGGUGGUGGCAACGUAAAUAGUGGUGGAAGUAAUGAUGUUGUUAGCGAAGCACAACGUAGCGAGGCUUUAAACCUCUCGGAUUCACCACCAAAUCUGACCUCAAUAAAGCGUGAGCGUGAGCGCGAACCCAGCCCGGAAAUGAAUGAACAGAAUGAUUUUCACCACCAACCUCCUCCUGCUAAACGUGCCGGAUUUCCUGCCAGUUUCUAUUUACCACCCGGCAUGAGUGACAUGGCGGCUGCUGCCGCAGCGGCCAACUUUCACUAUAAAGGUGGCCAGCACGAUUCCGAUGCUGAGGCUGACGAAGAAAACGACGAUGACGGAUGCGACCAUAAUACAACAGCAAAUUCGUCGCACGAUGACCCCAACGAACGCCAGCAUUUAAAUGGCAGUUCGCUGCGAGCACCUCGACAUCAUGGCAGUAACAGCAGUGUUCACAAUGACAAGUCUGACGAUUCGGCCAUUGAAAAUUCCCCUUCCACCUCAGCGGCAUCGGCCGGUAAUGGUCACAUUUCACCCAUAUCUACUAAGAAAAUUCACUUGUCAAAGCAGACUCAACAGCAACACAACACAGCAACGGUCAACACUAACACUAACACCGCUGACAAUAUGACGACGGGUAACUCUACCUCGCUGGAUCCAUUCGAGGCAUUGAACUUGCUCUCUGGAAUGCAAUUUCGUCUAACACGAAAAGGUACUAAUUCCGACGGCGAACAAGAGUUAGUGGUUAACCUUGAACUAAACGGCAUUAAAUACUCUGGUAUACUUAUUUCAAACACCUCAAAACUGGCAACAUCAAUAGCGGCGACAUCAACCGAAACAACGACGUCGACGACAACGAUGUCGUCAAUCAGCAACAACAAAAAUGUCAACAAUUCCAAUAAAAGCGAUAACAAUAUUGUAAACAUUAGCCGUAAGAACGGCACUCACAGCCACACUCCCACCAACAUCAUUAACAAUACCAAUGAAUCAGGCAAGGAUUUAGUCGUUGCCAUGGAUGCAGUGGAAGACACAAGUGCAUUGACAAUGCGUGAUACUGAAACACCACCAAACACAUCCAUGACAGCAACACCACCAGCAAUAGCAACGAAUCAAACAAAUGCUGUCAUAGCAAAUGGUCCCAACAGUAGCACUAACCCACUCAAGGAUGCCCUAAUAACAUCAUAGAAACAACACACACUCUCAUACCCACACACACAAACACUCAUACACACGCUUACAAAUAGACAGACGACGUAUGUAUAUAAUCAAGUUGUUGAAUAGAGUUAAACAAAGACCUUGAGUACUGUGUUACUGUUCAACAAAAAAAGUAGGAAACGAACAAAAAUGAACUGUCGGAAGCAUGUAAAUAGAGAGAUGGAAAAAGUAAAGUUAAACUGGAAAAAAGCGAAAAAAAAACGAAAAAAUUACUACAUUAACAAGCAGGUAAACAAGUGACUGACAAGAAUCAAACAUAAUUUUAAACUUGGAAAUUCAUUUAAACAACUAAGUAUAACGACAACAAAAAUGAUUCGAAGAGUGAGAAGGAUACAGCAGAAAAUAACAAAGAAAUAUAAACACGCCACACACAGCCGCAUACAUACAAGUAUAUUUGCUUACAUUUACGCAAGUAUCCAAGGACGAGCAUAAUGAUCAAGAGAACUUGGUAUGUCCAGUGGUAUUUAACCUUAAUGUUGCUGUUGCUAUUGCUAUUGCUGCUGCCGUUGUUGCUUUCGCUAUAUGUUACAUUUCAAAGAGGAGCAACACAAAAUAAAAAAAAUACAACAAACGAAAAGGACUUGUUGCCCUGAAGUAAAAUACUACGUAUUUCAAUUACGUAUGUUUGUUUGGUAGUUGGAUGAUUCUGGAUGGAUUUUCUAGCCAAAUACCUUAAUGUAUAUGUUCGAUGUAUGUAUAUGCAUGUGUAGGGGAAAAAGGUCCUUAAAAGUAGACAUCGACUCUACUCAAAUAAGUUUAUACCAAAGGAAAGUUAGCAAAACAAAAAAUAAUAACAGAAAAUAAUAAAACUAAAAUUCUAUUAAAACCACAAGAGCAACGACAACAACUACUACAACUCUACAGCAUGACAUAUGAUUUUUAAUUAAAACAAAAACAACAGAAAAAUUAAAAUAAUACAAGGGAUCCAAUUCAUCCAGCCACUCACUCACUCAUUUCCACUCCAUUCACAUGCCAUAAAUACACACGUGUGUAGCAACAGACACACACACACACACUCACAUCUACCAAUGCUGCGAUAGUAUUGUUUGGAAAUGAAAAUUUUGUAAAUAUUUGCAUUUGUUUGAAGGAUCAAACAAAAAUUGUAUUUAAGUUUAAAAAACUCUAGCCUUAAUCUAACAUUUUCAAUUAUUUCCAUAAUUAAGAAAAUAAAGAAUUUACAAAAGUUAAAAAAAUAAAAAACCUUAAAAAAAACGUAUUAAAUAACAUUCAAAUACAACGUAGACCGACUUUAUAUACAGUCAAAAUACCCCCUAUAAUUAUAUUUAC